Molecule: messenger RNA, 4699 nt
Organism: Oncorhynchus kisutch (coho salmon)
Lineage: Eukaryota; Metazoa; Chordata; Actinopteri; Salmoniformes; Salmonidae
Product: protein kinase C and casein kinase substrate in neurons protein 1-like
Exons: 11
Coding region: 282-1706 (474 amino acids)
Biological process (GO): cytoskeleton organization; neuron projection morphogenesis; plasma membrane tubulation
Cellular component (GO): endosome; cytoplasm; plasma membrane
Molecular function (GO): protein binding; phospholipid binding
Source: RefSeq, a predicted model, not a curated record
ACAAGGCAAGCCUUUGCUGUCAGUUGACUGAGCAGGGUCUAUCGACCAUUCUAGCUAUUAUAACGGAAACAUUUGUAUAUUUAGGCCAACAGGGGAGUCGGACACAUCGCAUUACGUUCUCUGGUGUGCUUCUUUAGGGGUGGGGAUUUUAAGGAACACAAUCCAAACCUGCAUGGGGAUAUAUAGAAACCUGAUUGGCCCAGUUGAGAAGUGCCUGAAGACCAAGACUCUGCUGCAGACUCCCAAAACCUCCUCACGUCCUCUCUGCCAAAUCUAGGAUCAUGUCGGGCACCUAUGACGAGUCAGCCAGCCAGGAGGAUGGCACAGACAGCUUCUGGGAGGUGGGAAACUAUAAGCGUGCUGUGAAGCGGAUUGAUGAUGGCCACCGGCUCUGCAAUGACCUGAUGAACUGUAUACAAGAGCGAGCCAAAAUCGAGAAGGCCUACAGCCAGCAGCUGACCGACUGGUCUAAGAGAUGGAGACAGCUGGUGGAUAAAGGGCCCCAGUACGGCAGUGUGGAGAGGGCCUGGGUGGCAAUGAUGACCGAGGCUGAGAAGGUGAGUGAGCUGCACCAGGAUGUGAAGAACGGACUGCUCAACAAUGACUUUGAGAAGGUGAAGAACUGGCAGAAGGACUCCUACCACAAACAGAUGAUGGGAGGCUUCAAGGAAACCAAAGAGGCAGAGGAGGGCUUCAAGAAGGCCCAAAAACCAUGGGCCAAGAAGCUCAAGGAGCUUGAGACUGCCAAGAAGACGUACCACCUGGCGUGUAAGGAGGAGAAGGUGGCGUCCAGCAGAGAGGCCAACAGCAAGGCAGACACCUCAGUCACAGCCGACCAACAGAAGAAGCUCCUGGACAAGGUGGACAAGUGCAAGCAGGACUCUCAGAAGGCUAAGGAGAAGUAUGAGAAGACUCUGGAUGAGCUGAGGAAGUGUACGCCCCAGUACAUGGAGAACAUGGAGACAGUGUUUGACACAUGUCAGCAGUUUGAGGAGAAGAGACUGAGCUUCCUCAGGGAGGUGCUGUUGGACAUCAAACGACACCUCAACCUCACUGAGAACCAAAGUUACGCCACAGUGUACAGAGACCUGGAACACACCAUCACCUCUGCCAGUGCACAAGAUGACCUGAAGUGGUUCAGCAACAACCACGGCCCUGGUAUGCAUAUGAACUGGCCCCAGUUUGAGGAGUACAAUCCAGAGCUCACUCACAUGAUCAGCAAACGGGAGAAGUCGAAGAAAGGGACAGACGGUAUAAUGCUGACUAGCGUGACAGCCAACCAUGUGGCAGCACCCAACCAUGUGGCAGCACCGAACCAUGUGGCAGCACCGAACCAUGUGGCAGCACCGGCUGGAGACAGGGGCAGUGUGAGCAGCUCUGAUAAGAACCAGGCCUACUCCUCCCAGGACCAGGCCUACUCCUCCCAGGACCAGUCGGCAGAGUGGUCAGACGAUGAGCAGGCCGCGCCAAACUCAGGCUCAGACACCAAUGGGGGUGGAGCCAACCCCUUUGAGGAUGAGUCAGCGAAGGGCGUACGGGUGAGGGCGCUGUACGACUACGACGGGCAGGAACAGGAUGAACUCACCUUUAAAGCAGGAGACGAGCUAACUAAACUAGAAGAUGAGGAUGAGCAGGGCUGGUGUAAAGGCCUGUUGGACAGUGGCAAGUUGGGUUUAUAUCCUGCUAAUUACGUAGAGCCCAUCUAGUUGGGUUUAUAUCCUGCUAAUUACGUAGAGCCCAUUUUGUUGGGCUUAUAUCCUGCUAAUUACGUAGAGCCCAUCUAGUUGCUUGGGUCACCCAGACUGACCGUCCAAUCAUACUGCACAUUGCCAGAGACUUCAAAGCAACGCUUCCCUGUUCCUGCUCUCAGCCUGACCAACCAACACACUGACUGAGCAGUCUUUAUUUAAACACUCCCCUAGGACCCACAUCAGAGAAACACAGCACCAACAUAACCAACACAUAUCAGCUACAACACUGGGAUUGUUACCACAGUCAAACCAUGACAGUAUGUGUGUACCAACAACACCACAACUCCUAGGAGCGCAGGAAAAACAUUCUGCCGUGUUCUAUUCCAAUGUUGUGCUGUGGUUGUGAUGAAAUUUACCUGGCAGUAUGGAAGUAUUUUCCCUCGUAACACUAGUGAUAUGGUAAAGUCAAUGGUGCCUGCAUAGCCAGAAUAAGCUAUGCACUGUGCAUUGUAAAUAUUAGCCGAUUUUUUUUUGCAACAAUGCUAUGCGAAACUGUACAGUCCUGUUUGUUUUUUUUUUGCAUCUGUCAUUCCAUGUAAGGUUUUAAAUAUGCUGUAUAGUACAACAGAUUCUCUCUGUUUUUCUAUCUUUUCUAUGUGAGUUGCUCCUGUGUUGAGUGUUAUGCUGUGUUUUGGUGUUUUCCCCCUGAAGUCCCCCUGAGCAACAGCAGCAGCAUGUCCUACUGGAUCACAAUAAUGACAUUUAGCUGAUCCUUGACAAAUCACUGUCGAGCGGAGCAGAGCAGUACUACACUGUUGAGCCUUGUUCAGUGUAACGGUAAUCAACAGUGUUUCUCUACACACUGUUGUACCAGGGACUGGUAAGCUUGGAUGUCUGUUUAUGUUGAAAACCUGCUCUCAAGAUCAGAUGAAAUCAGUGUCUGUGACGCACUCAGGCGUAGUGGGUGCGGAGUCAGGCGCAGGAGGCAGAAGGUACAGAGUAGUGCUUUUAUUUAGGCACAGUGUACCGGGCGCACAUCCACGAUUGGCCCAAAAACAGGACCUAACUAGUCUGGAGAAAAACCCAAAACGAAACACACUACCACACAUAAACACAGUGGAAAAACAAGCCCGCACAAAGAGCAGGCGGACCUUACCGCCUUAAAUAGCCCAACUAAAACCCUAAGCAAGAAACAGGUGAAACCAAUUAGACAAAACCAACAGAAAAGGGAAAGGGGAUCGGCGACAGCUAGUAGACCGGUGACGACGACCGCCGAGCGCCGCCCGAACAGGAAGAGGAGCCACCUUCGGUAGGAGUCGUGACAGUGUCAGUCAGAUAACCACCUGAUGGACCACUCAGCAAUGUCCCAGGGACCGGUUCCCGUCGGACCAUGGAUCCUGGGAAUGACUGGUAUAGAAUACAUACCUUCCCCAAGGCAGCAUUGAGUAACUUGUAGUACCUCUGACCAUGUCCCUCAUGUGCCUGUAAUUUCCUGUGUAAUUUCUUGACCCCACUCCUUUCUGGACUCAUCACUUCUUCUUCUGACCAUGUGUUGGGUUUAGGUGUGAGAGCAUGUGAACAACACCCCCUUCCUUUUUUCUGGUUACAUGUUUACAGCAGUGGCUUUUUCGAAGGGUCAGGGUUCAAACAUUAAUUAGCCUACGUGGGCCUCCACAAAGGUUCAGCACAAAUACAAAAUUGAUCCAACACCACCCUACUCCAUCAAUGGUGAAACGGGACUGGGCUUGUCAUCAGAAAUGGACUGUCCCUGACCAAAUUAAAGGAGCCAAAGAAAUGUGGGAAUAUGAGCUAAUUCUGGGAAUUUGCUGUAUGGAUGAUCACAUUUACAGUAACAACCCAACGAGAGCCCCACUUCCCCAUGGGAGAUACUAGAUCCUGUCUCCUCUGGCUCAACACUGUAACCAUAACUGUUUUUGUUGCCAUGGCUUCAGUUUAUUAUACGACUACAAUGUCCUGUCUUUUUUCUGAAUGAAAAUUAUAAGUCACCUUUACUGUGUCCCGGCUCAGUCUCCAACUUGCUAUCUCUGAUCUAACAGUCAUUGCAUGCUCGAUCACCAUAAAUAAGCAUUGAAUUCUACUGUGAGCUUACUGUACAAAUUGACCCAACUUUGUUUAUGUUUUUAUCCUGUCUCUUGAAUCCUAAACAUAAUCCUAUGAAAGCUGAUGCCAAUGAUUUUGGUCUCUUAACUGGCAAAAUUUUGAGAAAUCAGUAUAUUCAAUGUUUUUUAGCAUCUCCAAAUAAUUGGGAGAAUUUGAAUCUACACAAAAUCCACAAAAUCCUGUUAAAUCUCAAUCCUUGUAUUUUGAGCUAGUGAAUCCAACAGAAUCUUCAGCAGAGAAUAUACUUGUAAUAUGUGUGACUGUUAUAUGACACAGCUGUUGUGUUCAUUUCCUUAGCAACCCUGGGAGGUUGUGAAGGCUAUAAUACCCUGAUUGCUCUCUCAACACAAGAGGUGUGUACUCUUACUGACAUGGGGACAAAAAGCUACAGUACAAAGUGCACUGCAGAAAAAGGCAGAAAGCGGAGCCUCCACUGAAAUAUUGAUGAGGAAACUGAAUUUUCUGCUGCUAGAAGUUUAUUCUGGAGAUCUGGGAUAUAUGGCUGUGGGGGGACAUUUUGGGACUGUACACAUCCGAUUGUGGGAUAAAACACUUUAACCAUCAGCUCUCAAAAUGAGUGUUGUGGCAGCGCAAGCUCUGAAACACAAGCCUAGCUAACUCCGUAAAUGCUUUACCUGAGCCACCACUCAUACUCACAACACACACUCUAACAGGGAGAGAAAGAGAGCAUGCAUAUCUAACGAUGCAUUUACCUUGCAUUUUACCUCGUUUUGCGUACUGUAUGUAGGGGAACCAGUGGUCGGACAUGUGGGAAAUCCCUAGUGGUCUAGAAGUCUGUCUGUUUAGAAUAAUAGCUAUUUACUCUACAAACUGUAGUGCCUGUUCAUCUGCAUACAACAAAAUAAAAUUCUUCAUCAAAACAUUGA